Molecule: messenger RNA, 7380 nt
Organism: Eleginops maclovinus (Patagonian blennie)
Lineage: Eukaryota; Metazoa; Chordata; Actinopteri; Perciformes; Eleginopidae
Gene: adamts3
Product: ADAM metallopeptidase with thrombospondin type 1 motif, 3
Exons: 22
Coding region: 72-3596 (1174 amino acids)
Biological process (GO): proteolysis; extracellular matrix organization
Cellular component (GO): extracellular matrix
Molecular function (GO): metalloendopeptidase activity
Source: RefSeq, a predicted model, not a curated record
UUUUUUGUCCUUAUUUUAAAUUUGACGUUGGGAUAAAGUUUUUUUUUCUUUGAAUCAUUUAAAGACUCGUGAUGGCUGUCCUAUCACUAGCGUUGCUACUAGUAGGAUUUGUAUUGACUUCAGCUGACAAGGCUGGUGAAGUAGAUAAAGAGGACCAGCUGAGGAGCCGGCUGAAGGAAUACGGCCUCGUCACUCCUUUCAGCACCGACUCUCACGGACACUACCUGUCACACCUGCUCUCUGCCACUCACAAGCAGCGCGUCAAGAGGGAGGUGUUCUCUGCUGGUGAAGCUGAACAGAAGCUUUUCUUCAACAUCUCCGCCUUCGGGAAGGAGUUCCACCUCCGUCUGCGCCCGAACAACAGGCUGGUGGCCCCGGGCGCGAUGGUGGAGUGGCACGAUGAGAUCCACGACUUUAGGAAUGCCAGCGAUGGCAAUGGUGGUGCUAGCAGCAACCAGACUAAAGCCAUCAACGGGGCGGAGAGGAUACUGCACCGUGAGCUGCUGAAGACAGACUGCACCUUCAUCGGUGACAUCACAGAUGUACCCGGGGCCUCGGUUGCCAUUAACAACUGUGACGGACUGGCUGGGAUGAUCCGCACCGACUCAGAUGAGUAUUUCAUUGAGCCGCUGGAAAGAGGCACUCAGGAGCUGGAGGACCAGGGCCGGGUCCACGUGGUUUACCGCAGGUCAGCUCUGCUGCAGGCCCCCUCCUCCGACAUCUCUGAGGACUACCAGCUAGAAGAACCAGAGCUGGAUGUACCCGGGACUCUAGACUCUGUAGCCCGGCAGGUCAACGAGACUGUCCGCCGUCGCCGAGAUGCCGGGGAGGAUGACUACAACAUCGAAAUCCUGCUGGGAGUUGACGACUCGGUGGUACGGUUUCACGGCAAGGAGCACGUGCAAAAUUACCUCCUCACUCUCAUGAAUAUCGUGAAUGAGAUUUACCACGACGAGUCGCUGGGAGUCCACAUCAACGUGGUGCUGGUGAGGAUGAUCAUGCUGGGUUAUGCCAAGUCCAUCAGCCUCAUUGAAAGAGGAAACCCAUCGCGUAGCCUGGAGAAUGUAUGCCGCUGGGCCUUUGUGCAGCAGAAAGGCGACCUUGAUCACGCCGAGCACCACGACCACGCAAUUUUCCUCACACGCCAAGGCUUCGGCCCCACUGGGAUGCAGGGUUAUGCUCCAGUCACAGGAAUGUGCCACCCAGUCCGGAGCUGCACCCUCAACCAUGAAGACGGCUUCUCUUCUGCCUUUGUUGUGGCUCACGAGACCGGACAUGUGCUGGGCAUGGAGCACGAUGGCCAAGGCAACCGCUGUGGGGACGAAACGGCGAUGGGAAGUGUGAUGGCUCCUCUGGUGCAGGCAGCCUUCCAUCGAUACCACUGGUCCAUGUGCAGCGGACAGGAACUGAAAAGAUACAUCCACACGUACGACUGUCUUUUGGAUGACCCCUUCAAACAUGACUGGCCUCAACUGCCUGAACUUCCCGGCAUCAACUACUCGAUGGAUGAGCAGUGUCGAUUUGACUUUGGAGUGGGCUAUAAGAUCUGCACCUCAUUCCGUACAUUUGACCCAUGUAAACAGCUGUGGUGCAGUCACCCGGACAACCCGUACUUCUGCAAAACCAAGAAGGGGCCGCCUCUCGAUGGGACUGAGUGUUCUCCUGGAAAAUGGUGCUACAAAGGUCACUGCAUGUGGAAGAAUCCUAAUCAGGUCAAGCAAGAUGGCGCCUGGGGCUCCUGGAGCAAAUAUGGCUCCUGUUCCCGCUCCUGUGGUACUGGAGUUCGCUUCCGGACCCGUCAGUGCAACACCCCAGCGCCCUCCAACGGUGGCCAGGACUGCCCAGGAGUGAACUACGAGUAUCAGCUCUGCAACAGUGACGACUGCCCAAAGCACUUUGAGGAUUUCCGAGCCCAGCAGUGCCAGCUCCGCAACUCCCACUUUGAGUUCCAAAAUGCCAAACACCAUUGGCUGCCCUACGAACAUCCUGACACUAACAAGAGAUGCCACCUGUACUGCCAGUCAAAGGAGACAUCAGACGUGGCCUACAUGAAGUUGCUGGUGCAUGAUGGGACACGAUGCUCUUACAAAGACGCCUACAGCAUCUGCGUACGGGGAGAAUGUGUGAAAGUUGGCUGCGACAGAGAGAUUGGCUCGACCAAAGUUGAAGACAAAUGUGGCGUUUGUGGUGGGGACAACUCCCACUGCCGCACCGUUAAAGGAUCCUUCACCCGGACACCAAAGAAACCUGGUUACCUUAAGAUGUUUCUCAUUCCUCCUGGAGCUAGACAUGUGAUGAUCCAAGAACAUGAGGCCUCCCCUCAAAUUCUUGCAAUCAAGAACCAGGCAACGGGGCAUUACAUCCUCAAUGGGAAAGGAGAGGAGGUCAAGUCCAGAAGCUUCAUUGACUUGGGCGUGGAGUGGCACUACAUAAUCGAGGAUGACGUGGAGACUCUACAUACUGACGGACCGCUGCAUGACCCUGUGGUGGUUCUGAUUAUACCCAAAGAUAAUGAAACACGGUCUACUUUAAUGUACAAGUACAUCAUCCACGAAGAUUCGGUGCCCGUCAACAACAACAACGUAAUCCAGGAGGAGACGUUUGAGUGGGCUCUGAAGAGCUGGUCUCCCUGUUCCAAGCCUUGUGCCGGAGGGUUUCAGUACACCAAGUAUGGAUGUCGAAAGAAAGGAGACACCAAAAUGGUCCAUCGGGGCUACUGCGAUGCCAGCAAGAAGCCGAAACCGAUCCGCAGAAUGUGUAACCUUCAGGACUGCACACAGCCUCAAUGGAUCUCAGAGGAAUGGGAGCAUUGCACCAAAACCUGCGGCAGCCUGGGCUUCCAGAUCCGGACGGUCCGCUGUGUGCAGUUCCUCCACGAGGGCACCAACCGCUCUGUCCACAGCAAGUACUGCAGCGGGGAGAAGCCAGAGAGCCGCAGACCCUGCAACAGGGUCUCCUGUCCUGCCCAGUGGAGGACCGGAGCCUGGUCAGAGUGCUCUGUGACCUGUGGAGAGGGGUUGGAGAGGCGUCUGGUCUCUUGCCGGAUCGGAGAUCAAUGCAACGGAGAAAAGCCUGAAAAUGUGAGAACGUGCAGACAGGGACCCUGCCAUGAUGAGCCAUGUAAUGGGGACAAAUCCAUUUUCUGCCAAAUGGAAGUCCUAGCGCGCUACUGCUCUAUUCCAGGAUACAACAAACUUUGCUGCGACUCCUGCACCAAGCGCGGUGGAGCUCUUUCUCUGUUCCCGGAGGCGGCUGAGACGGAGGAUCAUGUCCGCUUCGGAUCAGCCUCCCAGCUGCUCGAGACAUUAACAGCCUCUGCAGCGGCCAAUGGCACACGCAGAGGAAAACAAGGACCAGGCAAGGGAUCCACCGCCUCGGUCAAUGCUGUGAAACACGCCACCACCGCUGCCCCGCUUAAGAAAACCCUGUCGAAGAUCGCUACCACAGCACGGCGGGCACCACCACACAUUGCUCUCACUGGCAGGAAGCUGCCCGCUAUGGCACCAUCUCCCCUGGCUGAUUCCACACAGGAUCAAAGGUCGGGCAGCGUGACAGAUAGUGGGUGGCCCACAGCGUAUUCUGAAGUGGAGAGAUGAAAGAGACGCCCCUUUCCCUUCAGGACUUUCAAUAAUGUACUGCAGAUAAUCCAGCUUUAUCCUGAGUCUUCUCCCUCCAAAAACACCACAGAGAGAAACCCAGAGAAAGGAAAAAAAGUGCUGGUUCACUUUGUUGUUAAGAAUCCCCCUUCCUUUUUGCCCCUUAUAUUGACUUUUAAUCCAUCAUCUUCGAGGUUGCUCCCAGACUGUAAUAUUACCUAAAUUGAGUUGAUUGGCUUUCAUUCAUUUUAUUGAGAGGAAUAAAUAAUACAGUAAAUUCAAAUUGAAGGAACCGCAAGGGAAAUUUCAUCCCAUGUGAAAAGAUCAAUGAAACAAAGCAUUGCUAGUUAAUAGUGAAUCAUUUCAGGGAUACGAAAUAGCCAAAGGAUAAAUUAUUAUUCAUUUAAUUUACUCCAAAUUAACAGUAUAUAUAACAAUGAAUGGUGGCUUUUAUUUAAAACCAGGUGAAAGGUAAGGAAGAAGGUGUUCAUAUUCCCCCUCGGGUUUCUCUUUUCUCUGAUCAUUUAAUGAAUUUGGGCCCCUGUGUCUGCACAGCCUUGAAGCGUGCCCUCCCGAAAAUGUUCAGCAGACAGCGAGAGAGAAAAGGUCAAGAGGGGCCCGUAUUUAGAGCUGAUUCAAUUUGUAAAAAUGUAUGCACACUGCAGAAGUAUAACUCAGUACAGGAAUAAAACAGAAAUGCAUGCUGCACUUGUAACAAAAAAAUACAACAUGACUUCAGUGCAAAUUGUUACAUUCACAAUUGUGUUGUUCCUAAAGUUAAUCCCAGAGGUUUUUCGUUUGAUUAACAUUGUAUUACAGCAAGUUUCAACUAAUUAAACGCCACCAUUUCAAAUUUCUGGUCUUUCACAUUGGAUGGGAGGUUUUAUUUGCUAUUAAUUUAAAGUUGAAGGUGAUGGACACAAAGAUGUAAAACGGUCAUUCUGAUGCAGCUGAAAAUGUACUUGAACGUUACAAACUGCCAAUUUCUUGCCAAAAAAUGUAAGUGUGACGCUUAACUUAUAGAGAACCCAUGUGUCCUAGUAUGUGAAGAGACACUGCAUUUUACAAAAUCAAACACCAGUCUUUAUGGCCACAAAUGCAAAGUGGCACAACCAGUGGAAAUGGUUGCAGUUGUAUACAUUUUUUAUAUAGAUCCAGCAAUGUCAGUUAAAUGAAGCUCUACAGUUUCUAUUGAAAUGGGUAUUUAUAAAGGAUGCUGUAAAUACUGUGUAUGAAAAUAUCAGUACUAUUUUAAGAAGCUGAGGAUACUUUCAAAAAAACAAGUUAAUCAAUUAUAAAAGCAUUUAUGUUUCAGUAACAGUGUUACAAGGACAUAUGCAACUUUACUCUGUAUGUGAAUGCCAAGUUCUCUGGGGGUAAUUUUUCUAUAACAUUAGUUCAACCAAACACUCAGCUUAGCUUAGUUUAGCUUAGUUUAGCUUAACUUAACUUAGCUUAGCUUAGCUUAGCUUAGUUUAGCUUAACUUAGCAGAGCUUAGCUUAGCUUAGCUUAGUUUAGCUUAACUUAGCUUAGCUUAGUUUAGCUUAACUUAGUUUAGCUUAACUUAACUUAGCUUAGCUUAGUUUAGCUUAACUUAGCUUAAUUUAGCUUAGCUUAGCUUAGUUUGGCUUAACUUAGCUUAGCUUAGCUUAGCAUAGCUUAGCUUAAUUUAGCUUGGUUUAGUUUAGUUUAGUUUAGCUUAGCUUAGUGUAACAAGAAAACAGCGCAAACAUAUUUUGUUUAACAUUUAGCAAGGCUGUUUUCUAUUUGUUUCUUGUCUUUGCUAGGCUAGACUAAGCUACUAAUCGUCUUGCGGUCAGUUCAUCUCUACUGUGCAGCACAAGUGUUGUAUGAACUUCUCUUAUUUUUGGUUGGUAAGCAAAUAACUACAUUUCCCAAAAUAACACAUUUUCCUUCCAUCCUGGCCUUUACCUUGUCUGCUAGUCAUAUACCCUUUUCAAAUCUCUGUUUUGCCCUCCUUUUGAAAGUUUGUGCCGGGAAAUGUCAAAGAAGGGAACGUAUUUAACAAGGGUUCUCAAUCCUUUGUGUUCAAUACAGCAGUGUCUUGUUCAGCCAGAUCAGAUAAAAAAUGGAGGCAAAAAUUUCACCAUGCAACUGAGAAGACAUUUAUGCUUUGAUGGGACAAUGUAAGACGCAAACACACAUCUUGAAAUUGAUAUUGGGUCUUUGCUUGUUUUUGAUUAUUUUAUACAAUAACAUGAACUGUUGAUUUUACUCCCUUAAAGCUGCAUUAAGCGUUUUUUUUUUUGUUUUUUUUUUACCACUAUGGGGCAGUAAGACUACCAAACAAAUUACCAGUUAGCACACAUCCAGCAGAGAGUUAGCUUGAUUAGCAUUCCAUUGAAACAUCUUUGUGUUCACCUGAUGAAUGAAAAUCCAGCAUUCACUCUUCGCUAUUUGCUCGGUUUUGGUCUCAACCAACUCCCAGGUGAAAUAUCUGUCUCUUGAACUUUAAGAUUGUUAACCCCCGCUAGUUGUUUAUUUCAGCUCUCUGCUGUUUGGUGCUAACACAGCUUCUUUAAUCUGAGAGAGUUGUUAAGGAAACAACAUGCUAAACCCUGUGGGCUGCAGGUUUUCAUUCUCAGCUGUUUCAGCUCUUUGCACACAUUAUGCAAUCAUGUGAUACAUUUCCUAAAUAUAAAAAAACUUGCUUAAUGGAGCUUUAAGAUCAUCUCAACCAAUUAGUCUAAACAAGGUUUUAUUUCAAGUGUUGUGUCUGCAUGAACAAGGCCUCAUUAUAAGCCAAAGAUGCUUAAAAUGUUUUGCUGUAUGUGGAACAUGGCCCCCGCCCCCAACUUAUUUACAGAAUGGCUUUUUUAUGGUGGAAAAUGGUUCAGGAGAGUAGAAGCUAUUUAUUUGAAAAAGAGAAAAAGGAUUUUUUUCACAACCACAAUGCAUCUGACUGCAAUAGCAAAGACACAGUUGUGUUUUCAGCAAAUGAACAACUAUUCACACUCACUCCUGUGUGCCAAUGUAUAGUACAUGUAUAUAGCAUUCAGUACGUAAGUAUUUAUUGAAAGUAAAAGGGCUCUGCUUUGUUUUUUACAAUAUGUGCAGUGCCGGCUGGUCAAUAAGCUGCAGCAGAUAAACGAUUGAAUCACUUCUAAUGACCAUUUUUCAUCUGCAUUUUCAUGGAUUUCAAUGGAUUUCUACUUUUUUUUUAAACAUGGUAGCCUAGAAAUUACAUUGUUUUUUGCAAAAAAUUAGAUGUAAAUAUACAUGCUCAAUUUUGAGAUGUUUUACUUAUUGUCAGAAAGCUGUCUUUUUACAGCUGUUUUGUUGAAGUUGUUAACAGAGCUGUUACAUCACAGCAACAUGUACUGACCAGACAAAUGCUUUAUUUUAACCAAUAAAACAUUAAUAGUGUAGUACCAGUAACCAGUAAAGUCUUUUGUAUGCUGUUUGUACUGUAGUUUUCACUAUCGUCUAACCAUUUGACAUUUUGCCCCCUUGUUCUUUCGAUUGCUGCCUAUACAACAUUGCUGCUAAUGUUACGCAGAGCUUGUAAUGGUAAAUAGUUGUAGAUGUUACAUUGACAAUCCCUGAGCCUCAGACAGAUAUUAUUGCAUAGGAUUCUCCAUGUAAUGUAACGAUAGCCCCUGUGCUACCCGUGCAUUGAAGUAUUAGCCUACGAUUGUCAUGACUGUCAGUCACUCUCUGCUCUAUUUGCUUUUCUCUGUAUUUGUGUAGAUUGAAGUGUACACUACUGAUGCUGUUUGUUGUAUUGGGGAGCACAUAGCAAUAAAAGACAUGAUUAACUUC